Abrus precatorius (Indian licorice) is the source of this 873-nucleotide messenger RNA. RefSeq names its product 50S ribosomal protein L7/L12-like. Bases 114 to 689 code for a protein of 191 amino acids. The record is from RefSeq and is a predicted model, not a curated record. The transcript has 2 exons. Gene Ontology annotation, cellular component: ribosome. Gene Ontology annotation, biological process: translation. NCBI's taxonomy places the organism in Eukaryota, Viridiplantae, Streptophyta, Magnoliopsida, Fabales, Fabaceae. Gene Ontology annotation, molecular function: structural constituent of ribosome.
UCAUAGUUCGUCCAGGGGCCCAAUCACUGUGAUUCUAUGCUACAAGUUUGUUGAAACUGUGUGGUUUUUUGACUUAUUGAUUUCGUGAGUCGCUAUUUUGAUUGAACAAAGACAUGAGGUUUAGCCCCAUUUACAGAUUAAUUUGUCGAUACCCCCGUCGGUGUGAUACGCGUGGGCCUUUGCAAUAUCGUGCCUUGCAGACUGAUUCUGUUCCUAAAGAUCAGGCUAAGCCAAGAAAAUACAAAAUUCCUCAAUUUUAUGAUCCUUAUGGCCCAAGACCUCCACCCUCAGAAAAAAUCGUUCAGCUUGCAGAGCGAAUUGGAGCACUAUCUGAAGAAGAACGCAGUCAAAUCAUGCCUACUUUGGCAGAAAGAUUAAAGCUUCCGAAGUUGCAGCCAAUUUCAACAGAAGGCAUGGACUUGGGGACUGAAGGUGGUGCUUCUGGACCAAAGGUUGAGGAGAAGAAGGCAGAGAAAACAGCUUUUGAUGUGAAGUUGGAGAAAUUCGAUGCAGCUGCAAAGAUCAAGGUGAUUAAGGAGGUAAGAGCAUUUACUAAUCUAGGAUUGAAGGAGGCCAAAGAUCUUGUUGAAAAGGUACCCGUCAUACUUAAACAGGGAAUCACAAAAGAGGAGGCAAAUGAUGUGAUAGAAAAAAUAAAAGCUGCUGGAGGUGUUGCAGUUAUGGAGUAGAAUUUUGAUUGUUGUUCAAGAUCACAAUUUUUCUUUGGUGUCCAAUAUGUUUUUAGGUUACCAACGCAUUAGUAUUAGAAGAAAAUUCAGAAGGCACGAGCUGAUUUAAGGGUUAAAAACCAAAAAUUUGUUUGAAUAAAUUUUUUCUUAGUUGACUUUCCUGUUUAAUCACUGUAUCACUUAU